AUGGGUCCCAUUUUCGGUGGUCUUUUGGGAGAUUUUGCACCCACUUGGAGAUGGAUUUAUUGGUGCUUUUUGAUCGUUGCGGCGGUAUUUUAUGUCGUGUUAUUGAUUCUUGUACCUGAAACUCACGCCAAUACCCUCUUGAAGAGAAGAGCCAAGAAAUUACGCAAACAAACCGGUGAUGAAAAGUAUCGCGCUAUAUGUGAACUUAAAAUUAGAACCCUUCAACAAGUGGCCAAAGACUCUCUCUUAAGACCUUUUGUCUUGUUAAGUGAACUCAUUGUGUUUUUGAUCACUUUGUACAUGUCUGUCAUUUAUGGGCUCCUUUACAUGUUUUUCUUUGCUUACCCAAUCGUGUACAUGGAAGGUAAAGGAUGGUCCGCUUCCAAAACAGGAAUUAUGUUUAUUCCUAUUGGAGUUGGAGUGUUAGCUGCUACCGCUGUAGCACCCCUAGUCAACAAGGACUAUAAUAAAAGGGCACAAAAGUACCGUGAUCGUGGAGAAAUUCCACCCGCUGAACUUCGGUUAAUUCCCAUGAUGAUUGCUUGCUGGUUUAUUCCUGCCAGUUUAUUCAGUUUUGCUUGGUCUUCCUACCCCCUGGUGUCAUGGGCUGGACCAUGCUUCAGUGGAUUUGGAGCUGGAAUUGGUUUCUGUACUUUGUACAACCCUGCUAACAAUUACAUUGUCGACUCAUACCAGCAUUAUGCUGCUAGUGCAUUGGCCGCGAAAACUUUUGUGAGAUCUAUUUGGGGUGCUUGUGUCCCAUUGUUCACUAUCCAAAUGUAUCACAGAUUGGGUUAUGAAUGGGCUACCAGUCUCAUGGCAUUUAUAAGUCUUGCAUGUUGUCUUAUUCCAUAUUUGUUUUUCUAUUAUGGAGCAAGGAUUAGAAAGUUUUCUAGGUAUGCCUACUCGCCUGACCCUAAAGAUAGCUAA
Molecule: messenger RNA, 930 nt
Organism: Meyerozyma guilliermondii ATCC 6260
Lineage: Eukaryota; Fungi; Ascomycota; Pichiomycetes; Serinales; Debaryomycetaceae
Exons: 1
Coding region: 1-930 (309 amino acids)
Biological process (GO): transmembrane transport
Molecular function (GO): transmembrane transporter activity
Source: RefSeq, a predicted model, not a curated record